AUGGAACAAAAAGAUAACAUCAAAGGAGAGUCCUGAAUCUCAAUAAAAGAAAUAAUUAAAGCUGCUGAUUUGCAGUCAGUAUACCGACAAAGGAGCAGAAGUUCUAGUGAUAGUUCAGAUUUAUCUAUUCCCUCAGAAGACCCGAAUAUCACAAUAGAUUGAACAAGAAAUAGCUUUGGAAUUAAUGGCGAAAACUCUUAUGGGAAAAAAGACCCUGGAGAUAUUUUUGUUGGAAAUACGUUGAAUUGUAACACAAAUGGGACAUUUCGAUAUUCUACUUGUACUAACGAUGAUAUUUGGACUUUAGGGAAUUCUUAUAACAGAAAUAUAGAAAGCCUUAAAGAAAAACUUGCAAAAGGCAACGAAUUGUACACAAUGGCUACAAAUGAAAUACUUAAACUCAAGAAAUAUAACAAAAAUCUCCAAGAAGAUUACAAAAAACAAAUGGUUUAUAUGAAAGAGCAAUAUGAAAAUUACUUGGUAAAUGAAAAGGAAAAAAUGGAAAAAGAGUUUAACAAUAAAAUAGGACAAAUAAAAUCAAUACAUAGGGAAGAAAUACAUAAGACAGGCCAAAAAUGAGAAGAAUUAACAAAGAAGUUAAAAAAUAUAUAUGACUUGGAAAUAGAAGGAAAAGACUCAUUGAUAAAAAAAUUGUCUGACAAACUCUUAAAAAAUAAAGAAAUGAGGGAUCAAGAGUGAUGCCACGAAGAAUGCAAUAAGAAGAUAUGCAAAUAUAAAAAAAAUCAAAAAAUUAUUCAGACACUUAAUUACCAGCUAGAUGAACAAAAGCUCAUCAUCGAGUCCCAAAAACGAAUUAUUGAAGGAUUAAAUUCUGAUUUAUUCAGACUUAGCACGAAAACUCAUAAAUCCAUGCAAAAUGAAGCGUCUUAUCAAAAUUCAGACUUAAUUUCAUUUUUCAGCAAGCUAAACAACAUAUUAGAAACUGCUGACAAUUUAAAAACAUCAGAUAGCUCUCCGAAGUCCUACAAGUGUAAUUAUUAA
Molecule: messenger RNA, 1002 nt
Organism: Blepharisma stoltei
Lineage: Eukaryota; Ciliophora; Heterotrichea; Heterotrichida; Blepharismidae
Source: the annotation of a GenBank genome assembly